Molecule: messenger RNA, 1992 nt
Organism: Papaver somniferum (opium poppy)
Lineage: Eukaryota; Viridiplantae; Streptophyta; Magnoliopsida; Ranunculales; Papaveraceae
Product: putative GPI-anchor transamidase
Exons: 10
Coding region: 294-1559 (421 amino acids)
Biological process (GO): protein localization to cell surface; proteolysis; attachment of GPI anchor to protein
Cellular component (GO): GPI-anchor transamidase complex
Molecular function (GO): GPI-anchor transamidase activity
Source: RefSeq, a predicted model, not a curated record
GUUCUUUCCGUGUAAGGUGCGCACAAGAGUCUCCCUCUCACACACAGAGUCUCCGACUCUCUCACGAUCUUUCUCACAGCACACUUCUUCCUGAAUGAUCUCCAAUUUUAUUAGUAAUCUCUCUCUCUGAUCCUUUGAUCGCAUGAAUCCAAAUCAUACAAAAUUAGAAAUUGGAGUAAAUAACAUUCUAGGGUUUUUUUCCUGCAAAAUUUCCUCCUCCUUUAUUUGUCCGAUAGGAAUGAAAAAUCUUGCCCUAUAAAUAAAAACCAAAAACAAAGCAAAAACAAGACAAAAUGGCUUCCAACAAAGCAAAUUUGGAACUUCGGCAAUCCGAAUUCAUAUGCUUAUUCGGUCGUAAAAUGUCAUUGUUGAUUUUGUUAGUUGCACUUGUUGUAGCUGCAACCACUGGCAAAUCAAAUGCAAUUAGCUCUGCGUCUUUUUCGUCUUCGUCUACUAUGCACACUAAUAACUGGGCAGUAUUAGUCUGUACAUCUCGUUUCUGGUUUAACUAUCGGCACAUGGCCAAUACGUUAUCCUUAUACAGGACAGUAAAGCGGCUAGGAAUACCUGAUGAGAGGAUUAUACUCAUGUUAGCAGAUGAUAUGGCUUGCAAUACAAGAAAUAAUUAUCCUGCCCAAGUGUUCAAUAAUGAAAACCACCGACUUAACUUGUAUGGUGAUAAUGUUGAGGUCGACUAUCGAGGCUAUGAGGUGACAGUAGAAAACUUCUUACGUGUUUUGACUGGGCGGCAUGGGACUGCUGUUCCGAGAUCAAAACGUCUUUUAAGCGACGAGGGCAGUCACAUACUCUUAUACAUGACUGGGCAUGGGGGAGAUGAAUUCUUAAAAUUUCAGGACUCGGAGGAGCUUCAGAGUCAUGAUUUAGCUGAUGCAGUGAAGCAGAUGAAAGAAAAGCUUAGGUUUAAGGAGCUGCUGAUAAUGGUGGAUACAUGCCAAGCUGCUACUCUCUUUAGUCAGCUUCACUCACCUGGUGUUUUGGCCAUCGGGAGCAGCAUGAAAGGAGAAAAUUCAUAUUCACAUCACCUUGAUUCUGAUAUUGGUGUUUCUGUGGUGGAUCGGUUCACUUACUAUACCCUCGCCUUCUUUGAAAGGUUAAAUACAUACAGUAAUGCUUCCAUGAGCAGUUUUUUCAACUCAUUUGUUCCAAGUUUGUUGCUGUCAACUGCAUAUUACCGAACAGAUCUUUAUCAACGCCCUCCCGACGAGGUACCUGUAACAAACUUCUUUGGCUCAGUCAUGGAAACAAUCCACACAGAUUCAUCUUAUAAAGGCUUCUCUAGCAAGAGAACUAGCAGCGCGAAAAUCGAAAUGCCAUUGGACCAAGCAGAUGAAACUGAAAGAAGAACUCUGACAAGUACAAUUGCCGAGACCCACAGAACUGAGACGAAUGUAGAAGCGGAGGAAAAGCAUAUUUUCCACUUUAUAUCAAGCAUCUGGAAUAACAAGGUUGAGCGGAUAGAAAACAUUGAUACUGUGGUGAAUUACGGCUUGGUAGCCAUGCUUCCUCUGGCAGUUCUCUCAACGUGGAUAUUAUGCUGAAGGUGUGGAUAUGAUCCGAUUACUGUUGUUUUUCUCCCUUCAAUGUUGAAGGUGUGCAAUAUGAUCUCCCAGUAUAGUUGGUAGUGUCCUGAUUGCAUUGGAAGUUUGGCCACUUCAAAUUCGAGACAAGUAGAACAUGUGUCGACUAUAACAAUUAAGUAGUGUCUCGUUUUUUGAUUUUUUUUUUUAUAAUAACAAUUUAGUAGUGUCAGUUCUUUUUUUUUUUUUUUGGCAUACAUGGAAAGAGAAAGCUGGAGUGUUGUGAAGGCGAGAGACACUCCAGGGUGAACUGCUAUAUGUUAAAAAUGACUUAAGCUCUUUGGGGAUUGGGGUUCAAGUGUAAGGUUACUGUAAUGUGGAUGACAUAAGUGUUGUAAGAUGCACCUUUACUAAUUAUUUUUCAUCUUAAUAUAAUCUAAUCACUCCUGUUUGC